AUGAAAACGUUUCAUUUUGUCUUGUUGUUGUGUUUAUCAAUAUAUGUUGAAGGAAUUAGGAAAAAUGAAUGUGGGAAAAAACAAAAGAGUUUAAUAAAAACAGCGAAAAAAAAGAUAGUGCGAUACACGACGAGGUAUAAAAAGUCCUUAAGACUUAAAGAAGAGCAAGUUCUUGGUAGAUAUGAAGUAAAAGCGUAUUUUUUUUUUGAUGAUUCUUUUGAAAAAAGAUUUAAAUGGAACUUGUAUUAUAAAUUCUGCAAAUCAAAUACACCAAGUAUUUGUAAUUAUAUGAAAUUAAGAAAACAAUUUGAGGAAUGGUAUGAUGAUAAAUCUUUUUCCAUAAAAAAAUACAUGUCAGAUGUUACAUUAAUAUUUAAUCAGUUUCGUAGCAAAUAUUCUAUACUACAAUUUGAUAUAAAGCUAGAACCUCACAAUGUUCUUAAAAUAUCCAAAGUUCCAAAUUUAUCGGAUGUUCUUAUGAAUUCACUACAAAAUUUGUUCAUUAGAAAAAAAUUGAAACCACCAUCUGAUGUUCCUUCUUGGAGAUUAACUUUUAAUUACUUAACAGGAGUGAAGAAACUGGUGGUUAAGGUUCCUUCGCAGGUUCCCGCCUUGAACUUUUACUUUUUUUUCGUUAUCUCAGCGUACAAAUAUUAUUAUUCGAACCUGUUUACAAGUAUCGGAGAUAUUUAUUUUAAAUACGAAUGGGGAAUUAAAAAAUACAAUGUAGGAUACUUCACCAUGAAUACAAUGUAA
Molecule: messenger RNA, 756 nt
Organism: Plasmodium gonderi
Lineage: Eukaryota; Apicomplexa; Aconoidasida; Haemosporida; Plasmodiidae
Exons: 2
Coding region: 1-756 (251 amino acids)
Source: RefSeq, a predicted model, not a curated record